Molecule: messenger RNA, 1433 nt
Organism: Meira miltonrushii
Lineage: Eukaryota; Fungi; Basidiomycota; Exobasidiomycetes; Exobasidiales; Brachybasidiaceae
Product: actin depolymerizing protein
Exons: 1
Coding region: 74-1267 (397 amino acids)
Molecular function (GO): actin filament binding
Source: RefSeq, a predicted model, not a curated record
GGGGUGACUUCAGGAGUGUUGUUCUGUUGUACAACUCCUUUGCCUUUUCAUGAUGACCGUCACCUAAUCGAAUAUGGCAGACGAUUCCGUUCCACAUGAAGGAUUGACACAUCUCAAAAAGUAUGAUGUCAAGGACAGCAACGUCGAAUUAAUAGGAUCAAAUUUAGAUCAUCAAGUAAAGUACAACUCCGCACAAACAGAACCUGCAUGGAAAAAAGUUGGACAAGAAGCAGGGCUGUUCAUUUGGCGAAUUGAACAAUUUCAAGUCAUACCAUGGCCAAAGGAAAAGUAUGGGAAAUUUCACGAGGGAGACAGUUAUAUCGUGCUACACUCACGGAAAGUCGGACAGGGCGAACAUGAACACCUCGAACAUGAUAUCUUCUUUUGGCUUGGGAAAGACACAUCACAAGAUGAAGCUGGAACAGCUGCUUACAAGACGGUAGAAUUGGAUGAAUAUCUGAGCGGGAAGGCGAGUCAACAUAGGGAACUACAGGAUAAUCCAUCGGCUGAAUUCUUAAGCUUGUUUCCCCGCAUUACCAUCUUGCAUGGCGGAGUGGCUACAGGAUUCCGACAUGUGGAAGAACAGAAGCCAGAAGAAACGCUCAUCUUAUACCAAAUCACAAAAGCCAUUCCCGCUCAAGGAUCCAACACACCUUCUGCCAAAACCAGCACCUUGGUCAAACAGGUCGAACCAACAUUCGCAAGCCUUGUGGAGGACGAUUGUUUCAUACUGGAUCGAGGUACAAAGGUGAUUGUAUGGCAAGGCAAAAAAGCAUCUCCGAUCGAAAAAGCAAAAGCUGCACAAGUUGCUCAUGAUUUGACGCUAUCAAGACAAGCCUCUACAGAGGUGCUAGCCCAAGGUGACUCGAGAUCAUUCGCAUUCUUAGAACCACUUGGCGGUAAAUCUACGGACCCAAUCCCAUCCAGUGCAGAUCGUCCCGCAAGCGUUCCCGCAGGAAGAAGACCUAAGCGACUCUUUAAACUCAGUGAUGCCUCUGGACAAUUACGGUUUGAUCUUGUUAGAGAAGGACAAGCUUCUCAAUCCGAUUUCGAUAGUCAGGAUGUCUUUCUACUCGAUACUGGCGUUCAUAUUUGGGUAUGGCAAGGAAGUGGAGCCAGUGCAGGCGAAAAGUCGUCUUGGCUUAAAGUCAUUUAUGCAUAUAUUCAUUCCUUUGAUCCAUCUGAUAGCCAACCGCAUCUUUCGCCCGUUGCCAAGGUAAACGAAGGCAGCGAGAAUGCGGCUUUCAAAGCAGCUCUUGCAGCAUGAGCGUUGGAUGGUGUUGUAUCAUACAGUCACAAGACGGCAGAUUUCGCCGUGCUGCCAUGAUUGAAGAUAAUAGACUUUCUACAGAACAAAGGCGGAGAUGAUUUGUCUAAUUUGCUGAAUUAUGUCUGACGGGAUAGCCCCGUCUCAAUUCAGCAAAUGAGUUCUU